AUGGCGUCUCUUGAAAUAUCCUCUGUGUUGCAAGGCGGAUACCAACACCCCGUGGCUCGCUCGUGGCAAGGUCGACGAGGUCUCGCAAAGUCCAUGUUCAUGUACCCAAUCUUCAUUACCGACGACCCGAAUGCUUCUACUGUGAUCCCUUCACUUCCCAACCAGCGCCGCUGGGGACUCAACAAGCUUGAAGAGUUUCUCCGGCCUCUCGUGAGGAAAGGUCUUCAGAGUGUGAUUCUCUUCGGUGUACCUCUCAACUGCACCAAGGACGGCCGAGGCACACCAGCAGAUGACGAACAAGGCCCUGUAAUCCAAGCCAUCAAGCUAAUCCGCCGUUGCUUCCCCAACCUCUACAUCGCCUGCGAUGUCUGCCUCUGCGAAUACACCGACCACGGACACUGUGGUCUCCUCAAUGAGGAUGGAUCCAUCAACACCGAACCCUCUGUCGACAGAAUCAGCGACGUUGCGGCCGCUUAUGCCCGAGCUGGUGCUCACUGCGUCGCGCCUAGUGAUAUGAUGGAUGGUCGAAUCAUGGCUAUCAAGAGGAAACUCAUUGACGGUGGAUUUGGGAACAAAGUGACGCUCAUGAGCUAUUCUGCCAAGUUUGCUAGUUCGCUGUAUGGUCCUUUCCGAGAUGCUGCAGGAAGCGCGCCUUCUUUCGGAGACCGUAAAUGCUACCAGUUGCCUCCCGCAGCCAAAGGACUUGCUCGUCGAGCUAUCCUUCGAGAUGCUAACGAAGGAGCCGACAUCAUUAUGGUCAAGCCCUCUCUUCCCUACCUGGACAUCAUCGCUGACGCUGCAGAGCUGACCCCCGAUCAUCCUAUUGCUUGCUACCAAGUCAGCGGUGAAUUCGCCAUGAUCCACGCAGGUGCCGCAGCUGGUGUAUACGAUUUGAAGACCAUGGCUUAUGAGAGCGCCGAGAGCAUGGUCAGGGCAGGCGCGACUCUUAUCUUGAGUUAUUUUACCCCAGAGUUCCUCGACUGGCUGGAGGUUUAG
Messenger RNA from Coprinopsis cinerea okayama7#130, 996 nucleotides. RefSeq names its product delta-aminolevulinic acid dehydratase. NCBI's taxonomy places the organism in Eukaryota, Fungi, Basidiomycota, Agaricomycetes, Agaricales, Psathyrellaceae. Gene Ontology annotation, biological process: heme biosynthetic process. Gene Ontology annotation, molecular function: porphobilinogen synthase activity; zinc ion binding. The coding region runs from base 1 to 996 and encodes 331 amino acids. The record is from RefSeq and is a predicted model, not a curated record. Gene Ontology annotation, cellular component: cytosol. The transcript has 5 exons.